AAAUAAUUGUUUCUUCCUUUUUCUCUCUCAUUUCCUUUCUAACUCUGUUAAACAAUCCUUCCCCGUUAAGAUUGUUCUCACCAUCGUUCUUAUUAUCCCCUCUUCCCUCUUCUCAUUCCAAACCUCAACAAGGUUCAGAUACUUUUCCGAUUCCGUCGCGAAUUUCCGAUUCAUUGAAGAAGAAGAGAAAACCUAAAUCGCAGAUCCGAACGCAGUAAAAAAACCAUGGCGGAAGAACACCGAUGCGAAACUCCCGAAGGUCACCUACUCUGCGCCAACAACUGCGGCUUCUUCGGUAGCACCGCCACGAUGAACCUGUGCUCGAAAUGCUACGGCGCGAUCCGCUUGAAGGAGCAAGAAGAAGCGUCGAUGAAAUCUACAAUCGAAACCGCGCUCUCUUCUUCCUCGUUGAAACCGUCGUUCUCCACGUCACCUCCAACGUUGGUGGAUGUCCUCAUCGAAUCGCCGCCGCCGUCUUUGGCGGAGGUUGCGGUCACGGUGGCGGUGGAGGCGUCGAGUUCUAUUUCCACAAGCUCAGGUUCGGUUGCGCAACCGAACCGGUGUGCCACGUGUCGGAAGCGCGUGGGGCUGACCGGGUUCAAGUGCAGGUGCGGAUUGACGUUCUGCGGGGCCCACAGGUACUCGGAGAAGCACGCGUGCGGGUUCGAUUUUAAGACGGUGGGGAGAGAGGAGAUUGCACGUGCCAACCCCGUGAUCAAAGCGGAGAAGCUGCGGAGGAUUUGAUGAUUCGUUCUCGGCCGUUCGAUGGGACCGGAUUUGGUGAUUUGAUCUCGACCGUCCACGUGUACUGCGAAAGAUAGAGAGAGAAAAUGUCGUUAUUAUCUAAAAUUAUGAUUAUGAUGAUCUGUCUUUUAAUUAAGAUUAAGAUGAAAGCUUGAAUAGUCGGUUUGUCUGGUCUAGUAGGGCAUGAAAAUGAAAUAAAUGAGUAAUUUAUUUUGGCUUUGUAAAAGCGAGAAAAAAAGAAAAGAAAAAACAACGUUGGAUUAAAAAAUUUCUAGGUCCACCGAUGGGGGUGGUUGAAACUUGAAAUGAUUUGUGAUAAGAGUCUCCGGGCAACGACGCAGUGCGGUGGAGCGUUUUAUUGUGCUUUCGGUAAUGAAUGUGAAAGUGAAAUUAUUGUACUCGCUGCGUCAAUCUAUUUAUUCUUCCUUUACUCA
Glycine soja is the source of this 1178-nucleotide messenger RNA. RefSeq names its product zinc finger A20 and AN1 domain-containing stress-associated protein 4-like. NCBI's taxonomy places the organism in Eukaryota, Viridiplantae, Streptophyta, Magnoliopsida, Fabales, Fabaceae. The transcript has 2 exons. The record is from RefSeq and is a predicted model, not a curated record. The coding region runs from base 226 to 744 and encodes 172 amino acids. Gene Ontology annotation, molecular function: zinc ion binding; DNA binding.